Vitis vinifera (wine grape) is the source of this 2026-nucleotide messenger RNA. Its product is annotated as vacuolar amino acid transporter 1-like. NCBI's taxonomy places the organism in Eukaryota, Viridiplantae, Streptophyta, Magnoliopsida, Vitales, Vitaceae. The transcript has 3 exons. Gene Ontology annotation, cellular component: plasma membrane. The coding region runs from base 776 to 1990 and encodes 404 amino acids. The record is from RefSeq and is a predicted model, not a curated record.
GACACUUCUUGUGCUUCCCAUUCAUUUGUAUUUUCCGCUUAUCUCUCUCUUGUACAUGCAUGUGUAAAUUAAGUAUCCAUCAAGUAGACACGAAGAUACAAACUAUAUAGUUAAGUGUGCUACUAAUUCAAAUAUAGAAUUUACCCAACCACAUCUCCUUCCUUCUGUUUUUCCUUUUAUAUGGUACAGACAACAACUUCCUGGGCUUCCCAUUCAUUUGUAUUUUCUGCUUAUGUCUCUCUCUCUUGUCCAUGCAUGUGUAUGGUAUCCAUCAAGUAGACAUGAGGAUACAAACGAUGUAGUUAGACAUGAAGAUACAAACGAUACGGUUAAGUGUGCUACUAAAUCAACUAUGGAAUAGUGGCAAAGAAUGUGCUAAGGAUCCUAUUGACUUAAGUCAACAAGUGCUCAAGGAAAUAAAGGAGUGCUGAGGAAAAUGGUUGUAUGUUGUCUUAAGCUAUGUUUAGUUCGGGAAAGCUUGUGGGAAAAAGAGGUGCAGAUAAUCGAAAUGUUCACCAGGUGCAGCACCAGGUCAAUUUUCAUAGCAAUUUAGAGAAAAGAUAAAUGUCUAUCCGGCUUCUUUCAAGGUAAGAAGUAAAGACAAUCCCGUUGCUUCUAUUUUAUGACGUGCUUCUGAUCAUUCAUUCAUAUUUUCCACUUCUGUCCUAAUUUCUUGUCCAUGCAUCCAUAUAUUUAGUUAUCCAUGCAGAGACAGUUCAUAGAAGUGGAGAAGGGAAUCUGUUGAUUAAAUGCAAUAUUAAAUCAAAAGAAGACAAUGGCGAAUAACGAGCUAAGGAUCCCUCUGAUUCGAACUCCUGGCUCAUCAAGUUUCAUGAAAGCUAGUUUUAAUGGCACAAAUGCAUUCCUGGGAAUUGGUUUUCUAACAAUCCCUUAUGCCCUCUCAAGUGGAGGUUGGUUGAGUUUGGUGCUCUUCUUCUCAAUUGCAGCUAUGACCUUUUACACCGGGCUUUUACUAGUGCGUUGUAUGGAAGUUGAUCCAUCUAUUUUAAGUUAUUAUGAUAUUGCAGAGCGUGCAUUUGGUAUGAAAGGAAGAAUGAUAGUCAUGUUUAUGAUGAAUGCAGAGAUGUACCUUAUUGCAACAGGGUUUUUGAUAUUAGAAGGUGACAACUUACAAAAGCUUUUUCCAGAGUUCAUGAUCAAACUUGGGGAAUUGACACUAGAUGGAAAACAGUCAUUCGUUAUAAUCACAGGACUACUAUUUUCAGCAUUAAUGUUGUUAACUGACUUGAGUAUGCUCUCCUAUAUCUCGGCCACUGGAGUAUUCUCUUGCCUUGUCAUUGUCGUCUCCAUCUUUUGUGUUGGUGCAUUCGACGGUGUUGGUUUUCAUGCAAAAGGAAGUGUUCUGUUAAAUCUCGAUACUCUUCCUACAGCAGUUGGCUUAUAUAUUGUUUCAUUUGGUGGACACCCAGUCAUCCCUUCAAUAUACAUGUCUAUGCGAGAUUCCUGCCAGUUCAGUAAGGUCUUGGUGUUUAGUUUUAUUCUGGCAACUCUCAACUACAUGACAAUAGCGAUAUUGGGCUAUCUUAUGUAUGGAGAUGGUAUUGAAUCAGAAAUUACUUUGAAUCUACCAACCAAAGUUAGUGGAAGAGUUGCAAUAUAUACAACUUUACUUAUUCCAGUUACUAGAUAUUCCUUGUUGGUAGCCCCAAUUGCAACUGCCAUUGAAGGUGGACUAUCAGAAAAGUACAAGAAUCAGAAACCGGUGAGAUUGCUCAUAAGAGUAGCAUUGCUGAUCAGUACUGUUAUUGUGGCCUGUGUCUUCCCAUAUUACGAGUCCUUGAUGGCCAUUGUUGGGUCAGUUUUUGUUGUUUCGGCUUCUUUUCUGCUCCCAUGCUUGUGCUACUUGAAGAUUUCUGAUCUCAAUUGGAAUUGGAACUGUGAGCAGAUGGGCAUUGUUGGGAUAAUUGUAUUUGGAAUUUUGGCUGGGGUUUUGGGGACUUAUUCAUCUAUUUUUGAACUUCUAACAUAAUGCUUGAGAGGGAGAGAGUACAGCUUUUGUCUUGAG